Messenger RNA from Triticum turgidum subsp. durum (durum wheat), 552 nucleotides. NCBI's taxonomy places the organism in Eukaryota, Viridiplantae, Streptophyta, Magnoliopsida, Poales, Poaceae. The record is from the annotation of a GenBank genome assembly.
AUGCCGGGAUCCUCCGCCGUGUGGCCGCACACGCGCACAGCCUUCCUCCACAACCCGGCCGACCAGGCCCAUCGCGGCGGCCAGCCCGGGAUGCUCCCCGCCGCGGCAUGGAGGCGUGGCGGCACGGCGGCCCCGAGGGAGAUCCUAGUGGCGGCACAGACGAUAUGGAGGAGGCGGUGUACGAGGUGGUGCUGCGGCAGGCCGCGCUGGUGGACGACCUGCGGGGGCGUCGGGCGGCGCGAGAGGUCGAGGCGGGGAGGAGCUCGACCACGACUUGGACCGGUGCAGGAGAUCGACCACGACGAUGGACCGGCACAAGAGCUCUACUCCAACACUGCUUCCCCAUCUCUGGUCUUUCCUUCAAACUCCUGUCCCGGCGGCUGGAUGAUAUACCUUGCGUAUGCUGAUGCUGAUGAUACCUCACUGCCUGCAAUGUUCGGAGGAUUCAACCACCCUGUUGAAGAUUCCCAAGAAAUUCUUACCUGCUGCAGGGUGAAAUUUUUUGAACAAAAGUUAUUUAAGUACUCCUGGUGUGCUGUUGGAAUAAACUGA